This is a messenger RNA of Adineta ricciae, 7539 nucleotides long. Lineage: Eukaryota; Metazoa; Rotifera; Eurotatoria; Adinetida; Adinetidae. The record is from the annotation of a GenBank genome assembly.
AUGUCAACAUCGAAACCUGUCGAAUGGGUUACGGCUCUCAUUGCACGGUUCGAAGAUCAACUGCCGAUCAGAUGUGGAGAAUUAACAAAUCAAAUGCGUUUGAAUGUAGAACAGAAUAAAGAAUGUUUAAUUGCAUUGAGUCGAUUCAAAUUCACACUCGUCAUCAAUGGACUAACUGAUAUAUUGAAAACGAUUGAUAAUACUAGAUUCGGCGGUUAUGAUCAAGAGAAGAAUAUUUAUGAAUCGUAUUUAAUCGUUCUCGAUGCUGUGGAACAAUGUUUAGCCAAUACGAAAGAUUUGAGUACCAGUCGAUUGGACGAAGCAAUCUAUGUGAAGAAAUUACUACCACUUGUUUGUAAACUAUUGAAUAUCUCUGGCGAUGGAAUAACAGCUCAACAUGUGCGACAACUCGCAUCGAAUGUUCUAUUCGCCUUGAGCGUCAAUAAUUUCAGUACUCUCUUUAGUAAAGUUGUUUCCAGGUUGGAAUGUUUGAUUGUAUCUGGUGAGGAGACAUGUGAAGCUGGAGAUCUCGAUCUGAUUCAACAUAUGAAUGUCGAUAUGUUGAAGUUAACAAGAUUGUUGAAUGAGGAAGUGCAGAAAUGGAAGUUAUUAAAGAAGAUUCACCAUACGGAACUUGUUAAAAGCGUGGAAAAAGCUAUUUGGAAUUGGUUGGAUACAUAUCCUGAAGAAUUUACUGAUCUACAGAAACGACCGAACGCCGAGUUGAGUGAUAGUUGCGAGAAAUUAUUCGAACUCUUGGAUUCAUUUGGUGAAGCUAAUCGUCGGAAAGUUCAAUUUGUUUGGCCACUGCAAAUGAUGCUGUUAGUUCUCUGUCCAAUUAUCCUGGAAGAAUUAGUCUAUGCCUUGGAAAAGAACGGACCUUGUUCGGCUGAACACUUACGUAAAAGAAACUUUGUCGAUACACUCAAACGUCAAUUACACGCGCAAGCAUUAGGCAAACAACAUUCCGGUGGUACGGAGUCCGCUGCUGUUGUCACAUUUGUGAAAUUAUGCAAAGCAGCAACAUAUAUUAAUAAUAAAGACUCGAAUAACGUCUUAUUCGUCAUAGUUCCACCAGUUAUUAGCGACUUGAAACAGAUUCUGUUCAAUCCUGCAAGACCAUUCUCACGUGGACAGGAUAAAGUCAAUGUUGACUUGGAAUUAAUGAUCGAAUUUUUUCUUGUCUGCCUUCGGCUAUGCCCACAUAAUAAUGAAGUCUUACGAAUUUGUUUAAAUCUAUCAUCACCAGCAAUGUUUCAUUAUGUCUUAGUCAAAGCUCUUUAUCGGAUUAUCACACAGAAGCGUUUAGCUUGGUGGCCACAAAUUGAUAUUGUUUAUUCUCGUGCCGGAGAACUAAGAAAUAUGUUUACAGAUACAUUGAACAAAGUUUCUCAAUCAUCAACAUUUUCUACCACGCCGUUACGAAUCUCGAGUAUAACCGGUGUUAGUAGUCUACGAGAUAUUCUAUUCAAUCCACAGCAGUUUCGUUCGCAAUAUUCGACUUUUAGAUUUAAAGCAUCCGAUCGUGUCGCGUAUGACGAUGGACCGAAUAACCGUGAACUACUAUUAUGGAUUGUUCGUUUAAUCAUCGUCGAUCCUUAUCUAAUGUUGCACAAUCCGAAUAAACUUGAUCAUGAGACGCAAAUGUCAACAUUUGAAUUAAUUAACGGUCUUGUUUCACUUGUUCACGACACAUCGAUGAUGCCAGAUGUCGCUCACGCAGCGAUGGAAUCAUUAUUAGUUCUGCACGAAACACGAAAUAUCGAAUUAUGGAAUCCCGAAGCAUCGAUUAACACCUUUUGGUCAAUUUCCAGUCAGGUCUUAUUUUCAAUCUCACAAAAACUUGUCCUACAUCAAAUCUAUGAAUACACAUCUGUUUUACGCUGGUUAAGAGAAAUUCUUGUCUUGCGCAAUGCUUUUCUCUUUCAUCAUAAGGAAAAUGCUUAUCUUGGAUCGAAUAUUCCUAUGGCUAAACAUGCACAUACAAAACUGGAAAUCGUCUUCUUCAUCUACCUGUGGUCGAUCGACCCAGAAGCGGUGAAGAUCGCCAUGUCCUGCUUUGCCUUAUUUGCACACGAAGCUGAUAUUCGAUUCGGUUUCGACGAAACGGCUGUUUUAGCACUGCUACCGAAUUAUAACGUCUACAUGGAACUGUCGGCAGCAUCGACCACGUUAGUCACAACGGGACGAAAUGCUUUACAGAAGAAGAUCCUUUCGCUAUUACGACGUAUUGAAUACGCAACACCGGGAAAUAAACAAGCAUGGUACGACACUUUUGUUAGUCAACAACAUUUGGCGAAAUUUCUUGCCGUAUAUCCAAAACGUGUGGAUGAUUUAGGAAGCGGAGGUUCGACAACAAACUCACCGGUAGUGACAGGAAAUGAAGCAAGUUCAACAGCGGGUAGUGGCUACGGAAAGUUGAACAAAAGAAGAGCGGGUGUUCAUUCGAGCGAGCAUGAAAUUGAAGAUGUUUUCCAUGAAUGGGCAAAUAUGACAGGAUUCUUAUGUGCACUUGGAAGUAUAUGGCUACCGACUAAGAAUCGACCUGGCCAACACGGCAUUCCUGCUGAUGCACGGCGAACUUCGAUGGAGCCAGUUAGUUCUGAUUUGCACUAUUGUCCAGUAACACAAUUCAUUGGUGAUUGUUUAAAAUAUUUGGUUUGUCAAAAUGAAAAGUUCGGUUUACAAAUUCAACGUCACAUUCAGGACUUGUUGGGACAUGAAUUAAAUCCUUUAUGUUAUCCGAUUCUAUUCGAACAAAUUAAAAUUCAAGUCGACAAGUUUUUCGAUGCUAACGGUCAAGUGAUCUGCUCGGAACAGAAUACCCAAUUUGUCGACAAUGUUAUCGUCAUCAUGCGCUCCGUUUUCGAAAUGAAAGCACAGCAAGCUGCUCAAAAUCCUCUAGAAGGUCCACCGACUACAACCGGCUCGUCGAAUACAUUGGGUGUUCCAGGGAAUAAUGCUAGUUCACCAACAUCCGUCGUUGGUGGAUCAGCAAAUGAAUCAGCAUCCGCCUCAUCAAAUGCAAAUGGACGUAGCGGGGUACAGACGAUCAGUGAAAAUCCAUUAGCAAAUAUCAAUAGUUUGGAACAGCUCGUAUUAAAUAUAGUUCGUUAUACUCGACAUCUGGAUACCAGCGUUGGUGCUGUGGCUAUUCGAAUUCGUGUGUGCCAAUUAGUUGAAUCGAUGAUGAAACGACGAGAUGAUUUAUCAUUCCGACAAGAAAUUAAAUUUCGAAAUAAACUUGUGGAAUACUUAACAGACUGGAUCAUGGGAAAUUCGCAUCAAUUUAAUCAAGUUCAUGCAUUAGGACAAUCCGCUGCUGGCGUUGGUGUUGGUAAUAGUGUUAAUGUCACAACUACGCAGCUAGUUGUGGAUCAAUAUCAGCAUCUCACACGCGAACUGGAUCAAGCAUCAAUGGAAGCAGUUGCGUCGUUACUUCAUUCACUUCCAUUGCAACCUGAGGAAAGUGAUCGAGGCGACCUAAUGGAAGCCAAAUCGCAACUUUUUCUUAAAUACUUUACUCUAUUUAUGAAUCUUUUGAAUGACUGCGGUGACGAUUUAAACGAUGAUCAGAAUUCUGUGACAGAGCAUCAGAAUAACAACGAACGAACAACGACAACAAAUCAAACGCAACAGCAGCAACAACAAGCACAACUCAACAGUCAAUUACAACAAAAACAACAAUCAUUACGAAAUUCGACCAUCGUGGCCAUGUCGAAUCUACUUGCUGCAAACAUCGAAAGCGGUCUAAUGCGAAGUAUCGCUUUGGGUUAUCAUCGUGAUCCGCAAACACGUGCCGCUUUCAUGGAAGUGUUAACUCAAAUUCUUCAACAAGGAACAGAAUUCGAUACACUAGCUGAAACUGUUCUUGCUGAUCGAUUCGAACGAUUGGUUGAACUUGUCACAAUGAUCGGAGAUAAAGGUGAAUUACCCAUCGCAAUGGCACUUGCAAAUGUUGUUUCACCUCAGUACAUGGAUGAGCUGGCACGUGUGUUUGUGACCAUCUUCGAUGCCAAACACCUACUUCAUCAGUUAUUAUUGAAUAUGUUCGCUAAAGAAGUUGAAUUAGCUGAUUGCUAUCAAACGAUUCUGCGUGGAAAUGGUUUACCUACAAAAAUCAUGUUGUUCUGCUUUAAACUCUACGGCUCACAUUAUUUAUAUAACUUAUUCGCGCCGAUUCUAGCGAAAAUGUCUAUUGCUGAUCUACGUUCGUAUGAAAUCGAUCCAUCACGUCUUGAACAACACGAACAAUUGGAUGAAAAUCGUAAAAACUUACGUUUAUUAACACAAGAUGUUUUCCAAGCGAUUCUCGAUUCGGCUUCACAAUUUCCAUUACAAUUACGAAUCCUUUGUUCUUGUCUAUAUCAAGUUGUUCAACAACGUUUUCCUCAGCAUCCAUUACAAGCUGUGUCAACGGUCAUCUUUCUUCGUUUUCUCAAUCCAGCAUUGGUUCUUCCGCAUGAAUACGGAAUCGUCGACGCAGAGCCAUUGCCAAGUAUCAAACGCGGUCUAACACUUGUAUCAAAAAUUCUUCAGAAUAUCGCCAAUAAUCUCAUCUUUACCAAAGAAUUCCACAUGCGAUGUUUCAACGAUUACCUUCGCUACACAUUCGAUUCAGCGACAUAUUUCGUUUCAGCGAUAAGCGAGCCAAUCAAUCUGAAUACGAUAGCACCGAUAGAUGAACAACAGCCCGUUGAAAACAAUCAAACACUCGACUCAACAGUCGUUUCACCAACUUAUCCAAUGUCGUACAUCAGCGAUGCCAAUGUUUUAGCACUACAUCGCCUUCUUUGGUAUCAUCAAGAAAAAAUCGGGGAUUAUCUAUCGAGCGGAAGAGAUCAUAAAGCCAUUGGUCGACGACCAUUCGAUAAAAUGGCAACUUUAUUGGCUUAUCUUGGGCCACCGGAUCAUCGACCGUUGGAUUCACAAUGGAUUUCGUACGAUAUGACUGCGACGAAAUUCGAAGAAUUGAUGGCAAAAACACAAAUGCACGAACGAGAAGAAUUCAAAUCCUUGAAAGCAUUGAAUAUCUUCUAUCAAGCUGGAUUUAGUAAACAGAAUAAUACACCUGUAUUUUAUUACAUAGCACGUCGUUUUAAAGUCAACGAGAUGAAUUGUGAUCUGUUAAUCUAUCACGUUCUACUAACAUUAAAGCCGUUUCAAGCGAAACCAUUUGAAUUAGUUAUUGAUUUCACUCACACAUGCACAGAUAAUCGAUUUAAGACCGAUUAUCUAUCGAAAUGGUUUAUCUGCAUGCCUGAUUGCUUCUGUUAUAACCUACAAGCAUGCUAUAUCUAUAAUUGUAAUUCGUGGGUGAGAGAGUAUACGAAAUACCACGAUCGAAUCUUGUCGACAAUCAAAGGUUCGAGAAAACUGAUUUUUCUCGAUCACAUUUCACGUUUGAACGAUUUUAUCGAACCCGAUCAACAAAAAUUGCCUGGACACACCUUAUCGCUCGAAGAAGAUCUUCGUGCAUUUAAUAAUGCACUAAAAUUAUCACACAAGGAUACCAAAGUUGCUAUUAAAGUCGGCCCGCAGGCAAUUCAAAUAACCUCGAGUGAAAAGACGAAAGUCCUUGGACAUAGUGUUCUACUCAAUGAUGUUUACUACGCAUCGGAAAUCGAAGAAGUUUGUCUAGUCGAUGACAAUCAGUUUACAUUAACUAUUGCCAAUGAAACUGGUCCACUUUCGUUCAUUCACAAUGAUUGUGAUAACAUCGUUCAAGCGAUUAUUCAUAUCCGAACGCGAUGGGAACUUGCCCAACCAGAUUCGAUCCAAAUCCAUAAUAAAAUUCGACCAAAAGAUGUUCCAGGGACGCUGUUGAAUAUAGCCUUGUUAAAUUUGGGUUCUCUUGAUCCAUCACUUCGUUCAGCUGCUUACAAUCUUCUUUGUGCAUUGACCCAAACAUUUGAUUUACGUAUCGAAGGUCAACUACUGGAAUCAUCGGGCUUAUGCAUUCCGUCAAAUAACACCAUCUUUAUUAAAACAAUUUCUGAAAAACUAGCAUUGAAAGAAGCACAUCUAACCUUGGAAUUUCUCGAAGAAUGCAUUGAAGGUUUUCGAAACUCCACCAUCGAAUUAAAACACCUCUGUUUGGAGUAUAUGACGAAAUGGUUACCGAAUUUAACGCGAUUUUGUAAACAAAACGAUGAAUAUAAACGAAUGAAAGUGUCGAUGAUAUUGGACAAGUUAAUCACGCUAACAAUCGAAGAAGACGAUAUGUAUCCAUCCAUUCAAGCGAAGAUUUGGUCACAUCUUGGACAAGUUAGCGAUCUACUGGACAUCGUUUUAGAUUGUUUCAUCAAACGAUCGGUUGUUGGCGGACUCGGUUCUGUACAAGCUGAGAUUCUUGCUGAUACAGCCGUGGCAUUAGCCAGUUCGAAUGCAUUGUUGUUCUCUCGAAAAGUGAUUGGCCGUCUCUGCCGUUUAAUUGAAAAAACAUGUCUAUCACCAACACCCACACUCGAACAACAUCUCAUGUGGGAUGAUAUCGCUAUCUUACUUCGAUAUUUACUGAUGCUCUCAUUCAAUAAUUCACUCGAUGUUGCAUCACAUCUACCUUUUCUAUUUCAUAUUGUGACAUUAUUAGUUAACACCGGACCGUUGACAUUACGAGCAUCGACACAUGGUCUUGUGAUUAAUGUUUUACAUGCGCUAUGUACAUGUUCUCAACCUCAAUUUAGCGAUGAAACUCAACGCGUUCUUCGUUUGUCAUUAGCAGAAUUUUCCCUUCCGAAAUUCUACGCUCUAUUCGGUUUAUCGAAAGUCAAAUCAGCCAGUGUGAUUGCCUUUCGUACGGGUAUUAUUCGACAACAACAACAACAACAACAUUCCAGUCAAAUGUUAUCCGCGGAGAAGCAAGUUCAUCACGAACGUUUCAUUCCGAUUAGUAAUGUUCAUUCGCCAAACAUCGAACAAGUCGAACGAAUGAGUUUAAUAUCGUUGGAAACAAUCACUGAUACGUUAUUAGAAUUAAUGGAAGCAUGUAUGACAGACAUACCCGAUUGUGAAUGGUUAACGCAAUGGCAAGAAUUAGCCAAACGUUUUGCUUUUCAAUAUAAUCCUGCCUUACAACCACGCGCUAUAAUUGUCUACGGUUGCAUAUCGAAAACGACCAGCGAUGGUGAAAUCAAAGCUUUAUUACGAAUAUUAGUCAAGGCAUUGGAAUCAUUCUCCGAUAUCGAUCUAAUCGAUGGAAUCAUUAUGUGUUUGACACGUUUAUUACCAUUACUAUCUCCCGAGUCGAAAAUACAUAAAUUUAUCUUUUGGAUUUCGAUUUCAAUUCUUCAACUGCAUCAAACACAAUUGUAUGCAUCGGGACUAGCUUUACUCGAACAAAAUCUUCAUACACUUGAUCAUAUGUUGAAUUUAUUCGAAAAUACAAGUACACAUCAACAGCAAACAUUAGAAAAAAUCAUGAUGGACGCACGUGAACCGUUAGAAUGGCAAUUUAAACAACUAGAUGCUAGUAUGGGUUUAUCGUUUCGAUCGAAUUUUAAUUUUGCACUCGUGGGACAUUUAAUCAAAGGUAAAUAG